GCGAGGCGGUCUGCUAGGCGAGGCGCUGUCCAAGGCUAUAGAUCGGUAACCCACAAUCUGAGUUGCUUAAUAUUUGGAAUGAGUCCAACGGUUUUGUAGUUAGGCCGUUAGGGAGUUACAGAGCGGGGUAUGGAAUGGAGUGAGAAGAACGAGGGCUCAACUCCGGGCGGCAGAGGCGGAGAAGGUGGUGGUGGAGGCGGAGGCGUAGUAUACUGCAGUGAGAACGCGAAAAGGGCAAAGCUGAAUUCAACGUUAGCCGCAUUACUAGAUGACCCCAUUCUCUCAGAUGUCCCAAUGAAGCCAUCUUUAUCCGAUGUCGACACCCUUAUCAGCUUAGAGCUCGGAAGUGCCAUGCGUAUCUCUGUACUCAAGCUCGACUCCACCUCCUUUGAUGUUGUGGUCAUGAAUUCGGCUACGGUGAAGGAUUUGAAACUGUGUAUUAAGAAGAAAGUUACUGAAAUGGAACAAUCACAGAUGGGUCAUCGUCAUAUUUCUUGGAAACAUGUAUGGGCGAAUUAUUGCCUUUUGUAUCAAAAUGAGAAACUACUCAAUGAGAGUGCAGUUCUUCAGGAUUUUGGCAUACGUAAUAAUUCUCAGGUUCAAUUUAUACCUUUCAUUACGGCAAGGCUAAACAAGAAACACACAAAAAGAAAAAAGCAUCGUUUUUUCCAUGGUUUGAACAAGCUCUCGUAA
Spinacia oleracea (spinach) is the source of this 693-nucleotide messenger RNA. RefSeq names its product U11/U12 small nuclear ribonucleoprotein 25 kDa protein-like. The transcript has 5 exons. The coding region runs from base 130 to 693 and encodes 187 amino acids. Gene Ontology annotation, biological process: mRNA splicing, via spliceosome. The record is from RefSeq and is a predicted model, not a curated record. NCBI's taxonomy places the organism in Eukaryota, Viridiplantae, Streptophyta, Magnoliopsida, Caryophyllales, Amaranthaceae.